AUUCCGACCCUGCCUGAACUGGAAAAAACGUUGGCAUUGAGGACUACGGAGAUUCGACACGUAAAGCAGUACCAAGCCAAGCUUUAUGCGCAGCUGGGCGAAGCGACCGCACAGAAUCGUGUGCUGAAGGAUGAGUUGGAAGAAUUGAGACUGGUCGAACGGAACACUGUCACCAUUGAU
Messenger RNA from Mesorhabditis spiculigera, 180 nucleotides. The record is from the annotation of a GenBank genome assembly. NCBI's taxonomy places the organism in Eukaryota, Metazoa, Nematoda, Chromadorea, Rhabditida, Rhabditidae.